Messenger RNA from Alnus glutinosa, 1040 nucleotides. Its product is annotated as photosystem II 22 kDa protein, chloroplastic. Bases 99 to 926 code for a protein of 275 amino acids. The record is from RefSeq and is a predicted model, not a curated record. Lineage: Eukaryota; Viridiplantae; Streptophyta; Magnoliopsida; Fagales; Betulaceae. The transcript has 4 exons.
UCCCUAGACCUCAAAAACAUUUGCAUUAAAACACAGAGCAUAGAAGUAUUUUGUUGUCUCCCUCACCGUCAGAGAGAGAAAGCCAUCAAACACAAGCCAUGGCUCAAACCAUGUUGCUCAUGUCUGGUGUUUCCACUGGCCAUGUGGUCGAUUUGAAGAGAGACACUUUACUCAAUUUCCAAGUUCAAAAACUAAGGCCCAAACGGCCCUUCUCUCAUCUACUGCUCCCUUCUCCUCUUCCAACUGAUUCUUCUUCUUCAUCAUCCCAAGCAUUUACCACUUUUGCUCUCUUCAAAUCAAAAACCAAGGCCCCACCCAAGAAGGUUGUAGCGCCAAAGCCAAAGGUUGAAGACGGCCUCUUUGGCACCUCCGGGGGCAUUGGCUUCACAAAGCAGAAUGAGCUCUUUGUGGGUCGCGUUGCCAUGAUUGGCUUCGCUGCAUCCUUGUUAGGUGAAGGAAUCACAGGCAAAGGAAUUCUAUCACAAUUGAAUCUGGAAACUGGAAUUCCCAUAUAUGAAGCUGAGCCUCUUCUUCUCUUCUUCAUUCUUUUCACCCUGCUUGGAGCCAUUGGUGCUUUGGGUGAUCGUGGUAAAUUCGUUGAUGACCCACCCACUGGACUUGAAAAGGCUGUCAUCCCACCUGGCAAAAGCAUCAGAUCCGCACUGGGCCUUAAAGAAGGAGGUCCGCUAUUUGGAUUCACAAAGUCGAACGAGCUGUUUGUAGGGAGAUUGGCUCAGUUGGGUAUUGCUUUCUCUUUAAUCGGAGAAAUUAUUACCGGGAAAGGAGCUUUAGCACAACUAAACAUUGAGACCGGGCUUCCGAUUAGUGAAAUUGAGCCGCUUGUGUUGUUCAACGUUAUCUUCUUCUUCUUUGCCGCGUUGAAUCCUGGAACUGGUAAAUUUGUGACUGAUGAGGAAGAAGAGUAGGUGCUACUUAAUACUUAUGCUUGUAAGAAACUUUCUUGAGCUUCUUUGAUGUACGAAAUAAUAAUCUCACCCUCUUAAUUUUCAUGUCUAUUGAUUGAUGUCGUUUGCAUUUCA